Molecule: messenger RNA, 957 nt
Organism: Emericellopsis cladophorae
Lineage: Eukaryota; Fungi; Ascomycota; Sordariomycetes; Hypocreales; Bionectriaceae
Product: Palmitoyl-protein thioesterase-like protein
Exons: 1
Coding region: 1-957 (318 amino acids)
Cellular component (GO): lysosome
Molecular function (GO): palmitoyl hydrolase activity; thiolester hydrolase activity
Source: RefSeq, a predicted model, not a curated record
AUGCAGCUCAAGGCACCCUCUUUGUCGCUAUUCUUGGCCGCUGGCUUUUGCAUAGCCUCUGACGAUGUAGAUGACACUCCUCUUCCGCUCGUGAUCUGGCACGGGCUCGGCGACACCUUUGAUGGCGAUGGCAUCCAGCAAGUCGCUUCGCUUGCCGAGGCGAUCAACCCAGGCACAUUCGUCCACAUUGUGUCCCUAGGCGACGAUGCAAACGCCGACCGCUCUGCGACCUUCUUUGGCAAUGUUACGAGCCAGCUAGAGAUGGUGUGCGAAGCGCUCGCCAGCCACCCGAUUCUUUCGACUGCGCCAGCCAUCGAUGCGCUCGGGUUCUCCCAGGGCGGCCAGUUCCUGCGAGGCUACGUCGAGCGGUGCAACAACCCGCCCGUGCGCAGCUUGGUCACGUUUGGCAGUCAGCACAACGGCAUUGUAGAGUUCAAGGCAUGUGGGAGCACGGACUGGCUGUGCAAAGGUGCCAUGGCCCUGCUCCGCUUCAACACGUUUGGCGCUUUUGUCCAGAGCCGCCUGGUGCCCGCGCAGUACUAUCGCGAUCCUGCCGACUACGAGACAUAUCUGGAGGGAUCUAACUACCUGGCCGACAUUAACAAUGAGCGUGCGGAGAAGAACGAGACGUAUGCGGAGCGGAUUGCCAAGCUCAGCAACUUUGUCAUGUAUCUCUUCAGUGAUGACACGACUGUGGUGCCAAAGGAGACUGGCUGGUUCCAGGAGGUCAACGGUACGGACGUGAUUCCUCUGCGGAAGCGCCAAUUAUACAAGGAGGAUUGGCUCGGCUUGAAGAAGCUCGACGAGCAGGGCGGGCUGCGCUUCCGGUCGAUUGAGGGCGAUCACAUGCAGAUCACAGAAGAAGCACUCAACGAGACCAUGUCGGACUUUUAUGGUCCGUACGGCCGCACCUUCAAAGCAGAGAAGGCGGCAGAGGGUUUGUGGGACGAACUGUAA